CAACUUUCUCCGAAGGGCGAUCUUCCUCGACUGACAGAUCGCUGGGUCGGUCUCCAGGGGCAGCAGCACGUUCCGGGGGGCCGUCAGAAGCCCCACGGCCUCUUACCCAGCCCUUUGUCCCAAAGGGCAGUUCGGUCAGUGUCAGGACGGAAAGAAACGUGAAAUUCAACUGUAAAUGAGGGCGGAGAAGGCGGGAGAGGCCCGGGCCCGUUCCGGGUCUGAGCAGGCUAGGGGAGAGCGGGGGAGGCUGCCCCCGGCUGCGGGAACAAACCCAGCAGUGCCUCGCGCUCGGCGUGCGGGGAAGGGGGAGACGGCCCCUCGGCCUUUCCCCCUAAGCUCAUCCAGCAGGACGUCUGGGGGAAACCUCUGCGCGAUCGAGUCGCGUCCGUUCGAGCGAGCGGGUGGCAGUGCCACGUGAGGCGCUCGGCCUGGGCUCCCAGAGGCUGCAGUGCUGGAAAUCCCCGCGGAGGGCGUCCGGCGCGGCGCCCGCACUCGGUGCGGGCCCACCCGGGUGCGCGUCCGCCUCCCACCGGCGUCCCGCUAGCCCCGCCGCGCCGCUCGCACGGGCCCAGACGCGGACAGAUGUUUACUGCUUGGAGCCCCGACCGCUGGGGAGACGCAGCGACCCGCGCGGCGCACCGCGCGGCGCUGGCGGGGCUUUGGGCUCCCGGUCGGGGGUGCGCGCGGGCCGGUUUGGGGCGGGGGAGGGCGACGGGAUGGAAAUAGGAGGGGGCAGUGGGUGGACUAAUGAUGAAAAAGUCUCCUCCAUCCCGGCUCCUUAAUUAAAUGCAUGGAAAGAACCGAGGCGAGCACAUCUGGUUUCAAUCUGCAGCCCUUUGAUGGCAUCAAAUGUUCUUUUCCCAGAUCAGGGCUGGGAGUUCUGGGCUAACUAUGGCCGUUUGGAGCCCAGAAAGCAUUUACACACACUCGGACCCCUCUUUCUCUCCAGUAGAGCCUCUCGGCUAUAGGAGGAGGAAAAAAAAAAGGGGGGGGGGGAGUCUAGUAAUCAAGGCAGUGGGAAAGUGUGUGUGUGUGUGUGUGUGUAUUUGAAGAACAUAAAAUGCCACAAAUAAGCACUUAAUAUUUUACUUACUCGUCAUAUAGUAACUCAUUUCUAAUGAGACUAUUAAAGCUGUUACCAAAUUCCAACAGGUCAUGAAAAAAAUCCCUCAGCACCUCUCUGUUCCUUGUCAAGUCAGGGCUCAGCAGACAGACGGCAGAGCAUUAUCCGUAGACUUGGGGGUUCCUCUAUCCCUCCGCGUCCUUCCUCUUACCCCCCCCCCGCCCCCCGCCCCCUGCCCCCCGCCGCCCGCCCAGGCACCCGGGCCGGACCCUGAACUAAGCAGGAGCCUCGCCCGGCCGGCCGCUCGCUCCAGGAGUGCCCCUGCCUUCCGAGCAUCUGGGCAACGCGACCCUCCCGGCUUAGCGUCGUCGCCUAGGGAAGCGACCUUGGCCGCACCAAAGAGGUUACGAAAUUGGCCAGGGUGGGGGGAGGCGAGAGCAAUUAUGCUACACUCGCAGAGUCCUUUCCUCCGGCUAAAUAAAUAUGUAAAUUUCCCACUGCCCUGGCCCCGGGAUUCCUAGCGGCGAGAGACUCGAACCGAUUCGGCGCCUUCUAGAUCUCCCCUAACCUGCCUUUGGUUCGCGGAAAAAGCGUGGGAGAGCCUCCCACUAUUAUCGCUCCUGUUAGUUUAUUACAUUAUUUAAGAGGCUGUCUCUACGGAGCCAAACGUAGCUUUAAUUUGCUUGCUCUCUCCUUCAUUCUCUCUCAGACACUCCCCCACCCCCACUCCCAAAAACUGUUAGAACUGCAGGAAACGCUAAAAAAAAAAAAAAAAAAAAAAAAAAAAAGGCAGAGAGAGAGAAGAAAAUUUGAUUGAGAUAGUUGUGGAUUUUUUUCCAACAAGUUUCCCCGCAGCUGUUAUCAAAACAUGCAAAUGAGCUUUUCCAACAAGAUCUUAAACAAAUCUGGAGGAGUUAAUGCCCAAGCAAAAUAAUCAGUCCGUUUGAAGUGACUGUGGGUUUCAGUUUGUCUUUCCUCCCCGUGAUACUAUUGCAGGGGAAUGAUAAUUAGACCUUUACUUAAAAAAUCCAAAGGGGCUCUCUCGCUUUCUCUUCCCUCCCUUUUCGCUCCCUCCUCCCUCUCUGGCUCCCUCCCUCUCUCUUUCUCUCUUGCUCAGAUGUUGGCAAAGGGGGUUUUCUUAAUCAGACUGUUUUUUGGUCCGAGGGAAAGGAGGAAGAAGGAGAUUGUGAUGGAGAAAGGGGGUCUGUAAAACGUCAGGCACCGCACAAAGGCUUUGCCACGUAAUUACAGGCUCCUAUUAAGUCGAGAUCUGCCCUCCCAGGGGUCUCCAAUUUUCUUGUAUUCCCUACAAAGCCUCCUCUGCAUGCCAGUUUGUGCCUUUUGAAGUGCCAGAGAGCUUCUUGAUCCAACUGAGAAGGAAAAAGGAGCUCAGCAAGAAGAGGGGGAGAGAGAGAAGGGAAAGGGGGGAAACCCACCGCCACCCUCCUUCGGACUCUUGAAGCCCUUUUUUUUCUUCUUACGAAAAGUAAAGUGAGAAUCCUGCUCUCCAAUACAUCUGCAAGACAUCACCCUCUCCUCCUGAAACUUUAGUCACUCCUGAGAAUCCACAGGAGUGCAGAGAGGGGGAACACGUUUUCUUGAAGAUGUUUUAAAGCUGGAACAAGCCUUCUUCUGUUGGUGCUUGAACUCUUGCCUGGGAAUAACUUUUUUAACCUUGAAAAAAAAACCCACUUUGAUUCUUCUCUCCCACCCCUUCUUCUCUCUUCUUCUGUUUGCCUAACUCCCCCGCCCUGCUGGCCUCCCCUUUCCUUUCUCCCCCUUAUUAUUAUUUUUAGUGUGUGCGUGUGGACGCUUUUGGAGAGCUGGAAGGAAUUUUUUUCUCCUGACUUGAACAUAGGGUGACUUUUUAAUUUUAUUUUUUGGUGUGGAUUAUCUCCUUGGACCGCGCCGGACUUGGCCUCAGGAAAGCAACCGAGGCUGUCGAAGGCUGUUGGUGCAGAACUCUGCUCCGCAGAAGGGGGUCCCCCGCCCUCUUUCCAAUUUUUUUUUUUUUUUUUUGUCCUUCCCCUCCUUCUCUCUCUCUCUCUCUCUCUCUCUCUCACUCUCUCUCCACUCCCCCCUCUCUCUUCCCCACUCGGCUCCUCUCCCCCCUCGCGCCCACAGCGUUUGGUGUUGAUUCGAGCGGGAAGAGGGGGGUGGGUGGGAUCGGAGGGGGAGACCAUGACCUCCAGCUACGGGCACGUUCUGGAGCGGCAACCGGCGCUGGGCGGCCGCUUGGACAGCCCGGGCAACCUCGACACCCUGCAGGCGAAAAAGAACUUCUCUGUCAGUCACCUGCUAGACCUGGAGGAAGCCGGGGACAUGGUGGCGGCGCAGGCGGACGAGAGCGUGGGCGAGGCCGGCCGGAGCCUACUGGAGUCGCCGGGACUCACCAGCGGCAGCGACACCCCGCAGCAGGACAAUGACCAGCUGAACUCCGAGGAAAAGAAGAAGAGAAAGCAACGGAGGAACCGGACGACCUUCAACAGCAGCCAGCUGCAGGCUCUGGAGCGCGUCUUUGAGCGGACACACUACCCAGACGCCUUUGUGCGAGAGGACCUCGCCCGCCGGGUGAACCUCACCGAGGCCAGAGUGCAGGUGUGGUUUCAGAACCGAAGAGCCAAAUUCCGCAGGAAUGAGAGAGCCAUGCUGGCCAAUAAAAACGCUUCCCUCCUCAAAUCCUACUCAGGGGACGUGACUGCCGUGGAACAACCCAUUGUACCUCGUCCUGCUCCAAGACCCACCGACUAUCUGUCCUGGGGGACGGCCUCUCCGUACAGCGCCAUGGCCACUUACUCUGCCACAUGUGCCAACAAUAGCCCUGCACAGGGCAUCAACAUGGCCAACAGCAUUGCCAACCUGAGACUGAAGGCCAAGGAAUAUAGUUUACAGAGGAACCAGGUGCCAACAGUCAACUGAGGAAAAAAAAAAAUAAUUAAGCAGGCCUAAGAAGAAAUCAAAAACCAUAAGACACCUAUCCUGCUCUGUCAUUUCUUCAUCUGCUGGAAAAAAAAAAAAUCAAUAAAAACAAACAAACCAAAAACCUGAACUAAAAUAUUGGGACCAUGGCAGAGAAAAGCAGGAGAGGAGCAAAAUGAAAAUUAGUUAACCAAUGUUUCUCCUCCCUCUGGGAUCCCACCACCACUUGUUUCUGUGUGUGUUAAUUUUGUUUUUCCUUCUAUUCAUGCGCUUUGCUUUAAUAUACUCCAAGCUUCUUCAGUUAGGUUCAGCCCACCCACCCCCAUGAUUGUAUGGGUUUAAAAAAAAAAAACCUACAGCAGCCAAAGAAAUCGUAUAUAUAUUCAGAAUCAUUGUCUAUAGUCUCCUCAGUGACCUGUUUGAACUUCAGUGCCUUACCCUUUCCUUCUUCCCAGUUCUCUGUAUAGAAGCUCUAGAAACUUCUGGAAAGCCAAAGUCUUUCUGCAGAACCUGUGCCAGAUACGAUUUCCUUUCUCGUUGUCUCCAUCUCUGUUGGUCACGGUACGGCUUUUCCAUCAGCUACUGUUAACCACAUCUGGCCACUGGCUUGUCAGAUCCAACGCGAUUGGCUGUGUCUGGCUAGUUCUAAGCUCUAAGCUGUAGAUCUAAGCUCUACUUACUAUAAGCUAUAGAUUUAAGCUCUAAGCUGUAGAUGAUAAUAGCACCAUCACCACCGCCCCUCACCCCCAUCUGAGCAGUCAGCCACAUUAAGUUAAAGAUAUUUGUUGUUUCUGAAUGAUUUGCUGUCACGGGCUAUUUGUUAAAAGAAAUAUAUUUCGCUUGAGAGAGGGAGAGAAAUUUCUCUAGGAAAACAGAGACUGAGUUGUGAAAGGCAUGGCCUACAUCUCUUUAGUGCCUUAAGGGUAGUCAGAUGCACACUUAUAUAUAUAUACUGUAUAUAUUUAUAUAUUUUAUAUAUAUAUAUAUAUAAAAUAUUCUUGCAAGCUUGAGUUUGCAAACUCAAACACUACAAAAAGCAAGUUUCACGCCGUCACCACUGUCCUUAUCUCUACAGUGAUGAGAUGUUUUUAGGGAUCUUGUUUCCUUUCUUUCUCUACACACAAUUCUCAUCAAGGCCACAGAGCAACUGAUAGGGCAUCUGUUUGAGAACAGGUCUCAUUUUCACAUUUGGGCUUCAAAUAAAUCAGAACCUAUUUGAGGCUCUGACAGUGUUCUUGAGUUUGGAGUCUGAGCUCCGGUGGAAUGGGGAUAGAUCCUGGUACACCUCAUGGGAAUUACACUCAGAGGAUGGAAAGCCAUGUACUUUUCUGCUUCUCCACUCGACAGGAAUCUGAAAGACCAUGUUUAAAUGGGAUACUUAAAGGCUUGUCUAAGUUCCAAAAAUGGAAAAGGCAACUGUGGGCCAUUCUCUUUCUAAUACAGUAUUUUGAAAUAAAGUUUAGUGCCUAGGGCUGCGAGCCAGGACUGACCUGUCUCUGUUUCUUUCUUUUCGUCUCCAGCUGUGCUUUGGUAACUUGUCAGGUGGACUAGACCAAACUACACCACCGUGCUGUGCCUCAGUUUACCUUUUUUGUAAAAAUGGGUUUAACAAUACUUACCUACCUCACAGGGGUGUUGUGAGGCUCCUUUCGUUUGCUCCUUCAUUCUUUCCUGUACUUUCUCUUUGUGCAGCACUUUGUAGCCAUGGGAGGAAAGAGACUAUAAACGUACACAACGUUAAUGGAAAGAUAUGGUACCUGGAAGCCUUGUUUCCUAGCAAGGAAAUGCUACCUUGCUGUAAAUACUUACAGCCUCGUAUUUGGAAACGAGAAAUAGGUUUAUACUUCCAGACCUCUCAAAAAUCACAUCACUUGACCAAAGAAUAAUGUAAGAUGCACAGAACAGACCUAUUCUCGACCUAUUUUGAUUCCUGACCAGGUUGGUUCCAGUGAUCUUAGUUGUCAGUAAUUAAAAAGCUUUAGAUUGGCUUUGGCCAAAUAUGCCAACUCUGAAUGACAGGCAAGGACUAAGAUGCACUUUCCUCACACAUUUGCUACCCCUUCCGCCUGGCACCUUGAGUGAAUGGCGGUAGUUUUUUCAGCCAAACAGCCACCGAUCUGAAAACAUAUUUUGAAUGUUGCUUCUGUACUUCUUUUCACCACGAGAAGGAAGCCCAUCUUAUGCAUUUUGCUUUCACCAACUGAUCCCCUCUUCUUUGAAUACAACCAUUAAACAGCUGUUUUAUGUAGGCUGGCUGAACACCGCAUAUGACUUGCUUCCUAAAGAGUCCCUCGGUGAAGUCUUCUGUCCCGCUAGCUGCUGUGGAUUCUCAAGAUUCAAAGGAACGGUGUGGUCCAACAGAUUAAAACAUUCUUUGUGAAAUCCGAGUACAAUCCGAGACAUUGGCGAACUCUUGGAGUUUGGACUUUGGGGAGAAGAGCCACAAGUGCGUUUGGGUGAUAGUGCAGGGAACAGAAAUCACACACGACAAGAUGUUGCUGGAUGGGGGAGUCUUCGAAGAGGGUGUAAAGGGAUAGAAGGUCCUGUGACACAAAGUCAUUUGAAGCUUUCAUCCUGACACCCGUUUUCAGCGGUGCGCAGAAAACCCCAAACCCCAAACCCAAAUGCUCUGUGAAACUGGGCAGUUUUACUACUAGAGCCUGGGAAGCGAUGUCUGAGAAUGUCCGAGAUUAACGAUGUCUGAGAAUAUCCGAGAAUAUCCGAGAUCAGCCAGAGGAGCUUUCAUUGAUAAUGAAAGCAUCUGUUAUUCAAGCACCUGAUCAAGAAGCAUACACAUGGGACAAGCACUCAGUAUUGUUCAUUUAUUAUUGAUUUUUUUUAAGGUAGAAGUUGGAUAUCUGAUUUAGAGGAGUAGCCUUUUGGCUCUCAAGCCAGGUCUCAAGAGAGGGUCUCGGGACCACAAAGUCCCAAGGCAUACAUACCCCUGUUCCUUGCCAUCAUUAUACCCAGGUGCAGAUAAUACGUACCAACUAUCUGUGUCCCCAAUCCCUCCCCAAACGAGAUGCUGAGUUGUAGGAUACCUGGCAGGUUAAAAUUAACCAGAGAAGGUGAUUGAAUAAAAAAAAGGGAAUGACACUUAGGGUAUAAAGAUCUCAUAAGAAAUGUAAUAUGUAAAUUAUAUCUUGCUUUAUGAUGUAAAAUAUACAUUGUUUGCGCUAGACUAGAAAUGAUUCCUUUUCAAUAAAAAGAAGAAGGAUA
Leopardus geoffroyi (Geoffroy's cat) is the source of this 7201-nucleotide messenger RNA. RefSeq names its product paired related homeobox 1 (gene PRRX1). The record is from RefSeq and is a predicted model, not a curated record. Gene Ontology annotation, molecular function: DNA-binding transcription factor activity, RNA polymerase II-specific; DNA binding. Lineage: Eukaryota; Metazoa; Chordata; Mammalia; Carnivora; Felidae. The transcript is spliced from 4 exons. Gene Ontology annotation, biological process: regulation of DNA-templated transcription. The coding region runs from base 3245 to 3982 and encodes 245 amino acids.